This is a messenger RNA of Didymodactylos carnosus, 2934 nucleotides long. The record is from the annotation of a GenBank genome assembly. NCBI's taxonomy places the organism in Eukaryota, Metazoa, Rotifera, Eurotatoria, Philodinida, Philodinidae.
AUGCAGGCAUUUCAUCGGAAUUUGCGUUCUAAAAAAGAAUUUGAAUGUUUUACAGGUGAUACCAUCCAACAUAAAAAUGUUAGAAUAGCAAAUGCAAACUCGUUUAAUUCAUUAUGCAACGAUACUGUUUCAACCGAUCAUAAUCCAUCAAGUAAUAAAAAUAAACAUUUAACGAUUACAUCUGAAUGCUAUAAUGGCUAUCAUCUUCAUCCUUCGGCUAACAGUAUAACAACAACAACAACAAGUACAUAUGUAAAUACUCGACUGAUACCUUCUAGUGGUUCAACACAUUAUUCACAAAUGCCUGUAGUAUCAACGAAAAAAGAAUUAUUUUUUCCUCCUUCCUCUUUUUCUCUUUCUCAGCUGCCUAAUCAGACAACACAAACAAUAAUAGCAACAUCAUCAUCAUAUCCUCUAAAUGUAAAUGAUACAAGUUCAAUACCACCUUCGUUGUCAUCGUCUACAAAACAACGAAAUAUCGAAGGCCAUGUUUUACCCUAUUCUAUAGGUAAACAAGGACUUAAACGUUCGACAUCAGAUUCAAACAAUAUUCAACCAGUACUAAAACAAGUGCAAAACAAACGAGUAAAAACACUUGACAAUUUAGUUUUGAGUUUUCCAACAAAAUCCAGUCACGAAUCAAUUCAAAUUAUCCACGAAAAUCAUUCAUUUCCCGUCGACGAUAUUUCUCAUAUCAAACUAACACAAUCUUGUCAUAAUAACCGUAGUGAUGAUGAGGAUGAUAACGAUGAUAAGAACAAUGAUGAUCCGGUAAAUAGAACAGCUCGUACCAAACUAACUUUACCGAACGAGUUACUGAAAAAAUCUCAUACACGUAAACGUCAUCGUAGUCCAUCCUUUAGUGAAGGGUUUACAUUACCUACAUAUCCUCCGAUAACUGUAACGAUUGCAUCUACUAACGAAAUAGAAACGUCAGGUUUAUGUCAAAAUUUGUUGACAGUACCGUCGCACAUUUGUGAUGAACAAUGUACGAUGUUAAACGAUGAUAAUGCCGAUAUAGACGAUAUCCAAAUUGAUACAAGAAGUUCAUAUCCACACUAUUUUGUAUCUUAUUUCAUGGAUCUUCUCAAGCCAAGUGAUAAUAAGUUGGCCAUGAAAUUAUUUGGAUCUAAAAAAGGUGUUUUAAAAGAACGUUUGAGACAACAAAGAGCGGGACAUUGUAUUAUUCAUCCAUGCAGUAAUUUUCGUUUUUAUUGGGAUUUGGUAAUGUUAGUAUUACUGAUAACAAAUGUGAUCGUUCUUCCGGUGGCUAUAUCAUUUUUUAGCGAUGAAAUUAAUUCACCAAAAUGGAUUGUAUUUAAUCUUAUUUCUGAUAUGCUUUUUUUAUUUGAUAUUGUUGUCAAUUUUAGAACCGGUAUACUUCAAAAUGAUUUUGUGGAUGAAAUUAUCUUAGAGCCUCGAUUAAUCGCCAAACAUUAUGCUAAAACGUGGUUUGCUAUUGAUUUACUCUCAUCGUUACCUGUCGACUAUAUCUUUUUGUUUAUUGAAACCGGUGAUGGAUCCUAUCAAUUAGCGAGAACAGGACGAGCAAUCAAGGUGCUAAGAUUAGUCAAAUUAUUGAGUCUACUCAGAUUGUUAAGAUUAUCCAGAUUAGUCAGAUAUAUUCAUCAAUGGGAAGAAUUUUUAAGUAUAGCCAGUAUGGUAAUGCGUAUAUUAAAUUUAAUUGCGUUGAUUAUUCUAUUAGCCCAUUGGAAUGGAUGUCUUCAAUUCAUGAUUCCUAUGUUACAGAGUUUUCCCACUGACUGUUGGAUAUCGUUAAACGGUUUACAAGAUUCACCGUGGACAGAACAGUAUACUGUAGCGUUAUUUAAAGCUCUAUCGCAUAUGUUGUGUAUCGGCUAUGGAAGAUAUCCACCCCAAAAUUAUGUUGAUAUGUGGUUAACAAUGUUAAGUAUGGUGACUGGUGCUAUGUGUUAUGCAGUUACCAUCGGGCAUGUAUCAGCUCUUGUACAAAGUUUUGAUACAUCGAGAAGACACUAUAAUGAAAAAUAUAAACAAGUUGAAGAGUACAUGGCAUGGCGUAAAUUGCCACGUGAGAUGCGUAAUCGUAUAUCUGACUAUUAUGAACAUCGUUAUCAAGGAAAAAUAUUUGAUGAAGAGUCCAUUCUAGUCGAAUUAUCAGAAAGACUGAGACUGGAUGUUGUCAAUUACAAUUGUCGUUCAUUGGUAUCUUCUGUACCAUUUUUUGCCACCGCCGAUCCUCAUUUUGUAUCAGAUGUAGUUACUAAACUUCGUUUCGAAGUUUAUCAACCCGGUGAUUUGAUUAUAGUGGAAGGAACCAUCGGAGACAAAAUGUAUUUUAUUCAAGAGGGUAUAGUCGACAUUAUUAAAUCAGAUGGCGAAGUACUCACAACACUCUCCGAUGGAUCGUAUUUUGGCGAGAUUUGUUUAUUAACUCGAGCAAAACGUGUUGCAAGUGUACGUUGUGUAAGUUAUUGCAAUUUAUAUUCAUUGCAUGCCGAUCAAUUCAAUGCUGUAUUAGAACUGUAUCCGUUAAUGCGUCGUACAAUGGAAUCUGUGGCUGCUGAACGUUUGAAUAAACUUGGGAAAAAUCCCUCAAUGAUAUCAAGUAGACACGAUUUGAAACGAGACGCCGAGGCGAUUAAAGAUAUUAUUUCAAAAGCAACGCCAAAUCCAUCCGAAUCAUCGGAAUCAGACGAUUCCAAUAACACUCACGAUCAUCAUUAUCAUCGCAGUAGCCAUACAUUGUCAAUGUAUCACUUCAUUAACGAUCGUCGUCAUUCGCACGACUCAAGGAAAAUUUCUAACAAUAAAAAACAGCAUCGAAGUGUUCUGUUUUUACCCACACAAAAAACCAUGAAAAAAUCACCGUCUACACCGUGGGGUCUUUUCAGUAAAGGUAUACAUCCGGAAUCAAUGACUACUACCACCCCACGUGAAGCCGGUUUUUGA